AAAUUGCUCUGUAUGCCUCUUGCUGUCAGCAACAUGAUUUAGUUAAAUUCAGACGCUUUUAGAGGGGCUUUGUACGGCAUCAUACAUAUUUAAUAGUUUUAUAAAAUAUCUGUGUGCAUAACUGGUGGGAAAUUCAGCUUUGGAAAAGCUCAACCUCUACAUCAGAGUCUGUGGCCUUAUAGUGCCCAGUGACCAAGUUGACCACUGAAAAAGGUGCGUCCAGGAUGGGGACAUCGUGAACAAUCCAGGGUCCUGUGUAUUUCAGUCAAAUGAAAUAAUGAAACUUGUGGUAUAAUCCUUCUGAACUUGUCAGUAACAUAAAUCUUCUAUCUUCCCCAGUCACAUUAUUCAGACAUUCCAAUUCCCUGGUGAUUGAAGUAUAACAUUAAAAAAAGAAAAAAAAAAUCCUUCUCUUUAAAUAAAUGGUGUUAUGUGGAGGAUAGAAAGAGUCCUUAGAUUUUCUGUAGCAAUUAAUGAUUUUGUCAUAUAAAGAUUUCUCAUUGCCAUUGGAUAAUGGUACGAAUUAUAAGAAUCUUUUACCUUUGAUCUACUUUUGAAAUUCAUUGUAGAAGUCUGUUCCUUAAAGUAAAAGGGACGGGGGAAGGGAGCUAUAGCAGAGAAAGAGAGUACCCACAUACAGGUUACUGAAUGUGGAAUUGGUGUUAUUAUCUUGUUUAUUUGGCAUAGGCUAAUGAAUUUUUAUUUAUUUAUUUUUUAAAUGAAUUUUUAUAAUAAAACUUGCCACAGUAUGUCAGGAUGGGUUUUCUGUUAUAUAGGGUGCCAUGAAACAACCAUUAGAAGAAAACUUUUUUUUUUUCCAGCAUUUUAUUAUGAAAAAUUUGGAACAUACAAAUAAAUUGAAAGCAUUGUACGGUAAUCAAACUUAUACCCACUACUUAGAUUUUACUGUUUAACAUUUGCUAUAUGUUUUUAAUCACCCAAAACUCAUUGCCAUUGAGUCAAUUCUGACUCAUAGUGACCCUAUAGGACAGAAUAGAAGUGCCCCAUAGGGUUUCCAAGGAAUGCCUCCUGGAUUCGAACUACUGACUUUUUGGUUAGCAGCCUAGCUCUAAACCACUACACCACCAGGGUUUCACGUAUCUAUCCAUUUAUCAAGAAGCCCUGGUAACACAAACAGUUAAGCGCAUGGCUGCUGACUGAAAGAUUGGUGGGUUGAGCACACCAGUGGCUCCGUGGGAGAAAGACGUGCGAUCUACUCCCAUGAAGGUUAAAACAACCCACUGCUGUUGAGUCGAUUCUACAGCCCAGAAAACCCUAUAGGGCAGUUCUCCUGUGUCACAUGGAGUCACUGUGAGUUGGAGAGAACUCCACAGCGCCCAGCAACAACAAGAACAAUAUCCAUUUGUCUAUCCAUCAAUCCAUUUUAUUUUUUGGUGUAAUUUCAGGUAAAUGGUAGGCAUGGGUACAUUUUAUCCUCAAACAUCCCAACAUGUUAUGUGUUUUAUUAAAUUUUUUUUAAAAGAAUAUGUAGGUGAUAGAUUAUGCCAACAAAUUGAUUAUGGUUUUCUUGAAUGAGCCAGCAUAUCUGGACCUAGGAUUUCUAGUCAUCGUGUUCCACAGUAUAGCCCAGUCACCAGCAGCUUACUUUUUCCUGCCCCUAAACGUCACCCCUUAUCCUUUUCCAGUCUUCUAACUGUCCAAAUUAAAAGAGGAUGUAACCUUGGCUCACUGAUUCUGAGAUAUUGACAGUGGUUGAUAUAUUGUGUGUUUGAACCAUGAAAAUAAUGAUUUGUAUUUUGAGGUGGUGGUCUUUGCUGGAAAUACGCUCACUUCCUAUCCACUACCGGUUGUCAUCAGGUUGGUUCUGACUCAUGGUGACCCCACGUAUGUCAGAGUAGAAUUGGGCCCCAUAGGGUUUUCAGUGGCUGAUUUUUUUGAAGUGAAUCCCCUGACCAUUCUUCCAAGGCACCUCUGGGUAGACUUGAACCUCCAACCUUCCAAUUAGCAGCCAAGAACUCCUCCUAUCCACUCGAGUCUCUUUAUUCUGUACCUUUCCAGGAAGCAGUAAAGCUCAUUGUAUGUGUCAAUUGUUUAGGUUAUUCCUAAUAUUCAGCCUGUUCUCAGUGAAAGUUCUACAGCCCACAUUCAGUAUAUCCCCUUAAUCUGAUAAUAUGAUGUUGAGGAACUCUGAGUCCAAAUAUGGAUAUUGGACCUCUGGAUAACCGUCAGAAAGAGGACCAUUGAAUAAAGUUGUUACCAGAAGUGGAAAUGGGAGCAUUAUGUGGAGUAAACAUUCAAUGAAUGGGCUAAGUGAGAUAUUUCUGUAGAGAUACGCCAGGCGGUAGAGACAGAAAAUCUAAACUGUCUGACUGACAGUUGUGUCUCCAUUGGCAGUAUAUAACUAAAGAGCUUUCCUUUGUAAAAACUAAUUGAAAAUGAGAGGAGCAGUAAACCUGAAUACUUGUCCUCACUCUGCAAUUAAUCUUUGUGUAACUCUAGGUAGGUUAUUUAUUUACAUUUAUCUAUCUUUUGGGACCUUUUUACUUGUAUAAAAUGAAAUUCAUGGAUAAGGCUAGCUGUUCCAGCUCCAACAUUCUCUAAAAAAACCAAUAACCCACUGCUGUUGAGUCAGUCCCGACUCAUAGCAACCGUAUGGGGUACAGUAGAAGUGCCCCACAGGAUUUCCAAGGAGUGCCUGGUGGAUUCAAACAGUUGACCUUUUGGUUAGCAGCCAUAGCUCUUAACCACUAUGCCACCAACAUUCUCUAAGUCAAUGAAAACUUUAAUUCCGAAUGUUGCUGAAAUAACUGUUGAUCUUUGCAUUAAACCUAAAUCAUUUUACUGUAAAUACUUACUGAAAUCAAAAAUAAAGGAAAAGGAAGAGUCAUUCUUAAAUAAAUCUGAUUCUAGCAGCAUACAGUGUGAUUUCUGAUUAAAAAAGUUUUGAGUUGGAGGUCAAAUCCUAAGAUAUGUUUAUCUUAAUGACUUUCAAAUUCAUAUUUUUAAAGUGAUAAAAAUGAUAACAAUGCAGAAAAAGUUUGCACCUUUUGGGAUAGAAAGCGGCAGAACAAGAUGUGGCUGGCAUUUCAUUUUAAGCGGGAUACUGCCACGUCUGUGAGCAUCACAAGGCUUGUGACUUGACAGCAGUAUCGCUGCUUCGGUGACUCACUUUGAAUGCUGCGUCAGUUCUGGAAACUGCAUAUAUUUUUAUUCCUGAUUUUUUUUUUUAACCUUUUUUGCAACUUUUUAUUUCCAUUUUGAUCAGUAACAAGGAGGGACAGCUGUGUAGAUUCUCAGGAAAAUGUAUGUUGUAAGAUGUUUUUUCUGGCUGAGUGUAUUCUCAAGAGUUAUAAAUUUGGACCACAUUCAAAAGCAAAACAUUUCAGGUGAUUCCGUUCUCCAGGUGAGUUGCGAGGGUUAUACAUGCGUUUAUUUAAAGUUUCAGAGUCUGUUGGGUAGAGGGCUCUGUCUUAUGAAUAAUUCAUAGCUACCUGCACAUUAGGAACCUAGUGAUGCAGUGGUUAAGUGCUCAGUUGAUAACCGAAAGGUUGGCGGUUCGAACCCGCCAGAACCCAUCAGCCACUCCGUGGGAGAAAUACAUGGCAGCCUGCUCCCGCAAAGAUUACAGACUUGAAAACCCUGUGGGGCAGUUCUCCUGUGUCCUAUAGGGUCUCUAUGAGUUGGAAUUGACUCUAUCGGAAUGGAUUUUUUGGUUUUUUUUUCACAUGUGGACCAUCUCAUGCACAGUAGUUCCCCUCUUUUGAAGCUGAUUUAAAAAUCAAGUCAACAAAUGUUUCUAGAGGAUUUGUUAUGAGUGAUAUGUUGUGCUAUAAACAAUUUCUUGGUUUGUAUGGGAAGGGAAGCAGAUUAUACAGUUAGCUGACAAACAAAACCCAUUGCCAUCGAGUCGAUUCCAACUUGUAGCAACCCUAUAAGACAGAGUAGAACUGCCCCAUGGAGUUUCCAAGGAGCACCUAGUGGAUUCCAACUGCCGACUGUUUUUUGGUUAGCAGCUGUAGCUCUUAACUACUGUGCCACCAGGGUUAGCUGACAAGCAACUGAUCUCUAAACAAAGAUCUGGUGUCUAAGUAUAAAUCAAGUUCAACCACUUCCAUUUUUGAAACCUUACUUAAUUUGUAUUAAACUAGCGUUAGUGUUCAGAGGUGUUUCUUCCUUUUGUUUAACCAAAAUUUCUCCUACUGCACUAAAAUAUGUCCUUUAUUAUUUGAUUUAAGUAAGAUUGCACAUGUAUUUUUAAGUGAUAACAUAAAAGUGAAAAUUUUCCCUUAUAUGAGAUUUUCUGUUGUACUUCUGUUAAUUUGCCAUAAGACUUGAGAGAGAAACGAACAGAAAUUCUGUCUUAGGUAUGUUGCUCUGUGCCCUUAACUCAACUGUGGUUUUGAAUAUUAAUGAAACAAAGUAAAGACAUUUGUUGAAGGUAAUCAAUCCAAUGGGUAGGGCUCUAAUAAACUAUCAGUGAUCAUUCAUCUGUAUUAUAUCACAGUGUCUUUAUAGAGGUAAUUUUCCCAUUGCUUUCCAUUUUUUCCAUGACACCCCACGCGCACACAUACACGCACACACGUACAUGUUUAGGUUGUUUUCCCAUAGUCUAUCCGUGCCUCUUUAGUGCAGUUUCCAUAUUGAUGCAUUCAUUCAACAGAUACUGAAGUGCCUUCUGUUGCCAGGUGUGUGGUAGGUACUAGGGAUACAGCAGUGGAAACCAACAAAAGCUUGCCCUUGUGAAGCUUACAUUCUGGUGGUGAGUUUAUCACACAUUUGAUAACAAAGCACCCUGUGUGGCAAAUACAGGUAAUGCAGAAUAACUGCCAUUUUUCUCUGAUCAUUUGCUCAAAAAAAAAAAAAAAUGCUAUUGCUGUUGAGUCAACUCCAACUUGUAGCGACCCUAUAGGGCAGGGUACAGCUGCCCCAUAGCGUUUCUAAGGCUGUCAUCUUUACAGAAGCAGACUACCACGUCUUUUCCCACAGAACAACUGGUGGUUCUCACUUUUAGCCUUUUGAUUAACAGUUGAGUGUUUAACACUGUGCCACCAGGGCUCCUUCCUUUGCUCAUAUCUCUAGAAUAUUCCAAAUAGGAAAAUGGAAGGGAGCUGAACAAUGGGAAAUAAUAUAUUAGUACGUAAAAUAAGAGAGAAUUAUAAGUCUUUGCUCAUUUUCUCAUAAAACAUCUUUUGAACUGAAACUCUUAGUAGCAAACCAAUUAAUUGUCUUUAUUUGUGUUUUUGAAGUCCUUGAAAGUAUUACAUCAUCAGCAUCAAUUCAAAGGUUGUAGUUAAUUAAUAAUUGUCAGAGACUCAAUCCGCAUCACCUGCUGAGGCUUUGUAGAAGAAAGGGCAACCUCUACAUAACAAAGUCUCAUUAUUUUUGUGCAGGCCACUAGUAAAAUGAUCAAAUAUCAUCUGUUUGUCUUUUCAAAUUAAAUGUAGAAGUUGCAACCAUGAUGAGAGUCAUUUUAAAAGAAAACUGAUUUGUAAAAUGAAAAGGAAAAAUUGUGUUUGCCUCUAACUCAUGAUUUCCCUUAUGGGUAGUCAGUAAUUAAGGAUCUCCCUUAAAAUAUAGUAAACUCACUAUAAUUGUCAUCUGCAAUAAAACUGUCUUUCUAUAUAAAAUUCCCACAUCCUUGUCUUUGAGAUCAUUUACUGUUUCUUAAGUUAUACAAAGUCUAAACUCGUGAAGAACAAAGCGUGCCAGAGUACAUUGAUCAUCUUGUUACAAAACGGGGACACAGAAGCACAGUCAAUAUCAAGCAUUUCAUUUAGCAGCUCACAACAUAAUUCUUAAAAUAAGUCACAUUAGCUUCAGUGAGAACAUUUUCACCGGAAAAAAGUAUCUUCCUGGUCUUGACUCAGAGUAGGGAGAAGAUACUUGCUCAGUAAGGUGAGAUGUAUUUCCUCUCAUCCAUCCAGCAUCGCAGGUAAUUUAGAAGAACGUCAAACAGCACAUGGAUUUAGUUUGCCUUUAGACAACUUUUCUGUUGAGUUGGGGAGAGAAUUACAGGAAAAACAAUUAAAUGUUGGUUUAUUUCAACCUUCCAUCCAUUGAAAGGGUGUUAAGGGUGAAUCAUAGCUGGGAUCAUGCAGUUUCAGUAGAAUGAGAUGAAUUCAUAGAAGGGAUGUUUUAAUCAGAGAAAACUAGAUUAGAAAGUAUAUGAACUAGAGAGUACAAGAUUUGAAAAAAAUGGAGAACAUAUACAGGGCAUUUUAGAUGGAUAUUAAAAAAGUAGCAUUUAUUAGAGGUAUCAUAAUCAUAAUUCAAUCUCAAUUAAAAAAAAUAUAUGAUUCGAACGGAUAGCACAGGUCUAGGUUUGGGAGAACCAGAUGUUGAUCGUUUUUGCCCUCAAAGAAAUCCCAUUAUUACAGCCCUGUAUACACAAUAAUGAACAAUGGUAAUGAUGCAUCCAAAUGAAUGGCACAGUUAAGAAGUGCUGGGUCUCUGUUUGAGAAGCAUAGGGAGGGCUCCAUGGGAAAUCUGAGAUGUGACUUGGGAGGAGAGGUGAGUUUUGGGUAGGUGGAAAGAGGCUAAUGAAUCCAUGUUAGUACUUUGUCCUCUCGUGGAAACAGUAAGUUUUUAAAGUUACCCGUAGCCCUUGGGGAAACCCUGGUGGUGUAGUGGUUAAGAGCUACAGCUGCUAACCAAAUGGUCAGCAGUUCAAAUCCAGCAGGCAGUCCUUCGAAACCCUGUGGGGCAGUUCUACCGUGUACUGUGUCCUCUAGCAUCACUAUGGGUCAGAAUGGACUUGACGGCAGUGGGUUUGGUUUUUAUGGUUGGUAGGCCUUGGAGCUUUUUUUGUUAAAAUUCUGUUUUCAUAGUUCAUUAGCAAAUAAAUAAUUACAAUUUAGACAUAGUCAUCUCCAAAGAUUGUAAUCCAAAAAUGAAAUUACUAAUGUCAUCAUUUAGCAUGAUACUUUUUAGACAUAAAAUUUAGGAGCAAAGAUAAACUUGUUUAGAGAUAACAGUUUCUGAGUGAGCUAGGCAGGAAAAAAAAAAAGUAAAAGAGAAAAUAAGUUAGGUAAUAUAUUCAAAAGCAAAAUGGCUUUUACCAUCCCUUUUUAUCUUCUUGACCUAAGUUACAUGUUGUCAUUUGGUGCCAUUGAGUUGGGUUCGACUUAUAGCCACCCUGUGUACAACUGAACGAAGUAUUGCUCAAUCCCGUGCCAUCCUCACAAUAGUAGGUAUGUUUGAGCCCAUUGUAGCAUCCACUGUGGUGGCACAGUGGUUAAAGUGCUUGGCUGCUAACUGAAAGGUUGGUGGUUCGAACCCACCAGCUGCUCUGCAGAAGAAAGAUGUGGCAGUCUGCUUCCAUAAUGAUUACAGCCUUGGAAAUCCUAUAGGACAGUUCUGCUCUGUUCUGUAGGGUCACUGUGAGUCAGAAUUGACUCGGUGGCAGGGUAUUUUUGUGCUACAUACUUACGACAAAAUAAAUAAAAUUAAUUCAGGUUGAGAAUUAAAUAGCCUAGCUUGAAUUGAAGUGGUAGAGGAAUUCGAAUUUUUUUUAUUUGAUGGCGUAACAGGAUUUUUUUCUUCAUUGAAGCUGGCUCAGAAGGAAGCUGAAAUAGUAUGAAAGCGGAUCAGAAAAUAUAAGUGUAGGCACUUUGACUUUGUUUUUCCAAAUCCCUGUUUCUACUACUGUGUCUCCUCUCGACUGGGUUGACUUCCUAAUAUUUACUUUGUUUACUUUCUGUGGUGACUUAAUUAUGGCUGCAAAUUGGUUGCCAGUCUUUCCAUCAAGCUUUAUUUCCCUUCCCCUUGAAUCUGGGCUGGCAUUCUAUUUAACCAAUAGGAUACAAUGGAAGUAACCUGUGCCACUUCCAGGCUGUCUUUAAGAGGACUGGCAACUUCUUCCAUGUUAGGAUGUUUCCUUUGAGAACCUAGCCAUGGUGCUGUGAGAAGCCCAGACCAUAUGGAGAUGCCACAUGUUUUGACAGCCCCAGCUAAGCACCCAGCUGAGCUCCUAACUGACACCUGGCAUCAACUGCCAGUCAUGUUUGUGAGCCAUCUUGAAUCUUUCAACCUAAUUGCACCGGCUGAUGGCAACCCCAGCUGACAUCAAAGGGAGCAGAAGAACCAUCCAGCUGAACCCAGUAAACUUAGUCUAGCGGGAGAUAAUGGUUGUUUAAAGCUCCUCUGGGGCUAUUUGUUUUACAGCAGUUAGUAACUGAAACACCUUCCCAAGAAAAGUCCUGGAACUGAGACCAUGGAAAAGCUCAUUGAAUUUAAUCUAUAAAUAAGUAAAAUUUUAAUAGCCUAUGCCUAAUCUUUAUAACUUUUGAAAAAUCACUAGGCAGUGCUUUAAAAAGCUCUCAUUUGGGGAAGUAGCAACAUUUAUUUACAAACUACAUUAAGGUAAUAUCUAUUUUCAUUGCUACUCUUUCUGGCUCAUUUAUUCUCCCACUGAAGUGUUAUGUAAUUAAUACAUAGAUAAACUUUUUUGAUUAAUAAGGAGGAACAAUACAUUGUCUGUCUAGCAGAAACAGCGUGAACUUUGGAGUUGGACCCUGGCUCCAUUCUUGACCUCAUCACAUUAACACAGCUGCAUGUUCUGGCCUAAGUUGUCUGAGCCCACAUUUAUUUAUUUUUAAGAAUAUGUGUACUGCCUAGGAUUGUUGAAAAUCACUAAUACUGUACAUAAAGACCCUAGCAGAGUGCCCGGCACAAAGAUGGAAUUCAGUAAAUGCAGCUUUUAUUGUUAUGGGUGAGGUGGUGAUAUAGUUUUAAGAACUGUUGUUGUUGAGUCGAUUCCAACUCAUAGCGACCUUAUAGGACAGAGUUGAACUGCCCCAUAGGGUUUCCAAGGAGAGCCUAGUGGAUUCAUACUACCAGCCUUUUGGUUAGCAGCCAUAGCUCUUAACCACCACUCCAUCAGGGCUUCCAGUUUUACGGAGGGAGUACAAUUUUGUGGUUUGUCCUUUUUUUUUAAGAGGAUGUUGAAAUGUGGAUGUUUUACGGCUUUAAUGGUGUGGUGCUUAAAGGAUUCAAAGAUACAUCCUUUGAAUAGUUUUUCCUACAAACAUGCAUGUUUUCUCCGAAGGCAAAAUGUGAUCUCUAAGCACAGUCACGUUACCCUUCCUUAUCUUCCUUUAUUGCUAUGAAGGAACUGAUGGAGGGAUAAAGGCAACUUCCAGCUCUUAGUCCCAUGUGUAGACUAAUGAGAGAUUCCUUUUAUUCUUUACCUCUUGUCCUCUUCCCUUCCUCACUCACAAUCACCUUCCAGUUUGGGGUGGGACAGCGGGGGGAGUUUUUCAAUUCAUAGGAAGCUGGCUGUCUGCAAACUGAUUUUCUUAGAACCAAGGUGCUUCAAGGUUCAUGGAUUACAAACUGUCUUUGAUUUAUUUAGUCCAGGGGAAAGAACAGUGUGGUAACUAACAGGAUUCUGCCUCUCCUGUUUUUGCUUAGCCUUCAGAUAAUUCAUUGUUUUCCUUUGUAAGUGUUGGAAGUUUUCUAUAUGAUAACUAGAAUAAGCCAAAAAACCCAAACUCACUGCCAUCAAGUCAGUUCUGACUCCUAGUGAUCCUAUAGGACAGAGUAGAACUGCCCCAUAGGAUUUCCAAGGCUGUAACUCUUUAUAGAAGCAGACUGCCACAUCUUUCUCCUGUGGAGCAGCUGGUGGGUUCGAACUGCCGGCCUUUUGGUCAUCAGCCCAGUGUUUUAACCACUGCACCACCAGGGUUCCUUGACAACUACCUUGUAAUUUCUUUGUCGCAUAUGUUUGCAGUUGAUAUUUAAAGUGAAGGCAUUAGUUGGCAUUGGUGCAUGUUAAAGAUGGGUUUACUCAACUAUGGGUUAUUGUUCUUCUAGUGUCUGGCUGACUGGGGUUAUCUGAACCUCAUAUUGGUCUUUGAGAUUUAGAUGACCUUGACCAUGGAUGAAAUUCCAGUGUACUAUACUUGAGUGUAAUACUGGCUUGGGGCAGGAUUGAGAAGUUAAUUUUCAUAUAUUUAAACUGGGUAAUGUUUGAAGAAAUUAUAAAUUGCCCUCUUUAACAUAAAAAUUCUAUCAGCUCAUAUUGUUUUUGUAUAUUUACAUGAAUGUAGAAGAUUAAAAUCUUAAUAUCUCACACUUGGGAGUAUUAUAAAUGCUUCAAUCUAGAGUUUCCAUUAUAGGGUAUUUCAUGUAUAUUGCUAGAAUCUUUGUAAGAAAGCUCUCACUGCUUUAAAAUCAUGUAGUUAAAGCAAGAAAGUGGGAUAGGAAUUAUUUUAAAAUACCGAUUUAAAAAAAAGCAAAACCUGUUGCCAUCGAGUUGAUUCUGACUCAUAGAAACUCUAGAGGACAGAGUAGAACUACCCCAUAGGGUUUCCAAGGCUGUAAAUCUUUACAGAAACAGAUUGGCAUAUCUUUCUUCUGUGGAAUGGCUGGUGGAUUCGAGCUGUUAACCUUUUGAUUAGCAGCUGAGCACCUAGCCACUGUGCUUCCAGGGCUCCUUAAAUACCUGUUACUGGUAUAUAAAUGUAGGUUGUGUUGAAAUGAACUGAAGGAUAAUUCAUUUUUCCCGUAAGCUUGUCAUAGUUAUGGUUACAAAUAUGCGAAUUAGUUCAGGCUUUGUUGUUUGUUAGCUGUAGUACUAUAAACGCAUUUUAAAAUAUCAAUACCCUUUGAACAUUUAUAAUUAUGGACAAAUUUCAUUUUGAAAGAAUGAUAAUAUUUGGAUCUCAUACCUAUUUAAAAGCUUAAAAACAUUUCAACAUGGGGCGAUUGCGUUGUGUAAAAUAUAAUGGGCUUCAGGCAGCUUUUCUCAGGACUUGGGCUCUGGAUUUUGCUGUUUCUGGGGACUCAUGUGAUGGUUAUGUAGUAUAGAUACAGUGAUAAGCGUUUUUAAGGCUCCUAUGACAACAAAACGGUUCCUUGGAAACCCUCGGGUGUCCAGUCACAGUGAAGUGCGGAUUAAAGGUUCAGAGCGUAUGGUGCGCAUUGACGGUGGUGGGAGGUCCCGGGGAGCCUGUGCUGUCUCUGUGAAAGGCUGUGUGCUUCUUCCGGAAUUUUACCUACUGAUGUUUUAAAAGGAAAAGAAAAAAAAAAAAAAAAAUCAGCCUUGCAACUAUCUGUAAGGUGAAGCUCCUGAAACCUAACCCGAAAGUCGCGCUCUUAUAGAAAGCUCUUUUUAAUACUUGCAGCGCGGUUGUAGCUGAGAGCGUGUGGUAUAUGUUACAGCGCCCAGGGAAUUCAGACCUCCGCAGUGUGGAGUCACAGUGAAAGGCAAAUUUGAAAAUGAAGUGGUCGCCUUUGCUCCCUUAGUGGCCCUGUCACCUACCAGUUUCUUGUUAGCUUGACAUUAGUCUGUGCCUGCUUUUGGAUGGAACAGGGGAAGUAGAAAUCUAAAAAGGACCAGAGUGGGGAGAUAUUAACCUCCCUCCCCCGCCCAGCAUACACUCAGCAUUUCACACUGAGCGUUACAAAGUCUUACACAAUCACUGUACAAAUGGAUGCUUCAAAAUUGUGCGUAACCCAGUCUUCCCUGUAAUGGACUAAAGGCAGAGCUGUCCAUGGUUAGAAAAGUGUUUUCUAACUUAACUCCUGGUUAAAGAUCAGAUAAUAAUAGUCCUUUUGGUGAACAAAACUUAUUAGAGGGCUAGGGCAGGAAUCCUAGCUCUCAGCAGCAGGCAGGAAGAAAUUACUGUUGAAAAGCUUACCUCUCUGGGGAGGAAUCAGAUAUCAGACUUUGCCAAGCCUCAGGUCCAACCCAUAAGGUCCCACCUACAUCCCCUCCCCAUCCCAGCUUUGUUAGAUUGCUAGCAUCGAUCGCUGGCUUUUUCUGACCCAACAGUGGGUAAAGGAAAGAGAGCCAGCAAGACUGAAAGCAAGCAAGGUGGGGGUGGAAGACUGGGUCCGCUUUUGUAGAGAAAGACAGAGAAAGAGAAGGGGGUGGGGGCCGUGGGGACUAAGCUUAACUGGUGCCUGCCUGCUUCUCUUUGAUUUGAUGGCCUUUAUUCCUCCUAAUUGGAUAAAAUAGGAAGUCACUGGCAGUCCUGGGUUGCUGGGUGUACUGAUUUCCCUCAAACCAGCCGCAGCUCUAGAGUGUGGAGAGAGGGUGGGGGCUGGGAGAGGAGGGAGGAGAAAAGAAACAGAGAGAGAGAGAGAGAGACAGGGACGUCUUGGGAUGAGGAGAGAAGAGAAGGAGCAAGAGACUGUGAAGAAGGGACGAGGCACAGAGAAAGAAAGUGAAUAAGCGCUCAAGAAGGACAAAGAGGAGUGGCUGGGGGGGUGGGGGUAGAGGCAGGGCGGGGAAGGGAGUGACCGCCCCUCCUGGCCACACUGGUCCCUUCCGAUCCCUCUGUGAUGAGACUGUUCGCAGUGAUGCUCGGAGGCCAGGCAUCUCCUGCUGCUCUGUAAUGAUUCAGCCUCUUUCAGCCGCUGCUGCCUUCACACAGCAGGAUGCUGUUGCUACUGUCACUGCUGCCCCUGCUGCCGCCGCCGCUGCUGCCGCCGCCGCCGCCACCGCUGGUCCUGCUUUUGCUUUUACUUCUCCUUCAUGACAGUUGUUUUCUUCAUCUCAGCAGACAGCAGCUUCAGAUGCUUGAGGUGAGAAACCUGCCUUUCAGUUUGGGCUACUGGUUCACUUAA
Loxodonta africana (African savanna elephant) is the source of this 12534-nucleotide messenger RNA. RefSeq lists its product as uncharacterized. The record is from RefSeq and is a predicted model, not a curated record. The transcript has a single exon. Bases 12346 to 12534 code for a protein of 62 amino acids. NCBI's taxonomy places the organism in Eukaryota, Metazoa, Chordata, Mammalia, Proboscidea, Elephantidae.